CGUUCUGUAGUCUCAUUUAACCACUUGUUAGCAACCACCUUUUUGAGGACGCAUAGAAGUAUUUAAGUUCACGAAUAGGGUAUUUAUUGAGGUAUUGUAUGUCGUAGAACAAAAUGAGUAAGUCUCUCAAGCUUGUGUUAACCACUGACCUUAUUUUAGACAUCUAACCAAAACUCCAUUUAAAAAACCCAUUGACUUUGACAAGAGGGAACCAGGCGCGCAAAAAUGCUAACUCAUUUCCGGGUUUCAGUAGUAAUUCCUGGGAAACUCUAUCUAUAUAUUUAGCGAAAGUUAAAUUCAUAAUUUGAACCAAAUAUUAAAUUUUACUGUGGUUUUAUCAUCUGUUUAAUGUACUACAUUUCCCUUGGGCAAAGCCAGAGCCAUUAACGGCUCUGGGCAAAGCAGAACUGCUUGUUGUGGAUGACCAAUGAUCAUCGAGUGACCUUCUGCACGAACCAAUCAUCUUCUGAGCUGUGGAAGCGCUGGCCAAUCGGCAUCUUGCAUCACUUUGCGUACCUUUGCGCGCCCUUGAGGCUCUUGGGGUAAUGAAGACGGAGAAAACCGAAAGAAAUUGCGAUAAGUCUCAGAAGAAAGGAACAUACUCAUCGGUUUAAUAUAUUAUCAGGUGGUAAGAUGAUUCACUUUGGGUGAUACGGCUGCAAAAGUGUUACAGAAACUAGCUUACCUGUCUACAAAACCAGUUUACGGACUGUGGUGCCUUUGUGACGGAAAAUGCCAAGUGGAGACUCUCUUAUGGACAGUCUUGAGGAGUUGGAUGACUUCUCAGAUUUUGGCAGUGACUAUGAGCCCUUGAUGAAAGCCACAAAGCGGAGAAAACAGACAGGGACUAGACCACAGCCACCCAAGAGACCCAGGCGUAAAGCUGCAUUGAGGUUGUCCAGCCCCGGGAGCAGCCCCAUCCCCACUCCUCCAAACCCCUCCCCUCAGCAGCAGCAGCAGUCCCAGGGGACAUCCAGGCAGGUCUCUCCUAGACCUGUGAUGGGAAUGAACGAGGGGAACCAGGGCAUCAGUGCAGAGGAAAUCUAUGAUGCUGUCCGCUCUGGAAAGAGUGCCAUGGUGACGGUGGUGGACGAGUGGCUGGACAGCUACAAGCGAAGCCGAGAGGCGGGGCUGCUGGUGCUCAUCAACUUCAUUGUUCAGUCCUGCGGAUGCAAAGGUGUGGUCAGCAGAGAGAUGUUGAACAGCAUGCAGAAUGCCGAGAUCAUCAGUACACUAACCAAAGAGUUCAAUGAGGAUUCAGUGAACUACCCUCUGUGCAGUCUGGGCCCCCAGCUGAGGCGUUUCAAAGCUGGCCUGUUUGAGUUUGCUCGGGUUCUGGUGAGCUCCUGUCGGAAUAGCCUUAUUUAUGACGAGUACCUCUUCCCCUCCCUGCUGGCUCUGCUCACCGGCCUGUCUGACUCCCAGGUCAGAGCCUUCAGACACACCAGCACCCUGUUGGCCAUGAAGUUGAUGACUGAGCUGGUGGAAGUCGCUGUGAUCGUGUCUGUUCAGCUGCAGACCACCCAGCGGCAAUAUGACAUGGAGAAAGGCAAGAGGGCGCAUGACAGAGCCUCUGACAGACUGGAGGAGCUGCAGGCCACCAUCAGUGAGCUGCAGGAGAACAAGGAGGAAGUGUCCUCCAUGAUGAAUGCCACGUUCCGUGGUGUGUUUGUGCACCGUUAUCGGGACCAGCUGCCUGAGAUUCGGGCGGCGUGCAUUGAGGAGUUGGGCAAGUGGCUGAAAGCAGACCCUGAAGACUUCCUGAAUGAUGGAUGUCUUAAAUACCUGGGGUGGACCCUGCAUGACAAGCAAAGUCCAGUGCGUCUUCAGUGUGUGCGUGCCCUGCAGGGUCUGUAUCAGGAGAAAGAAUUCAUUGGCCGCCUGGAGCUUUUCACCAGCAGAUUUAAAGAAAGGAUGCUCAGCAUGGUGCUGGACAAAGACCCAGAGGUGGCAGUGGAAGUGGUCAAUCUGUUGCUGCUGAUCCAACAGAGGACAGAGGAGGGACUGAGAGAGGAGGAGUGCGGCCACAUCUAUCCCCUGGUUUAUGCUUCAAACAGAGGCCUGGCGUCUGCAGCUGGUGUCUUCCUCUAUAACAAGCUGAAAAGUGUGAUUGUCAGUGACCAGGAAAAUGAUAAAAGUGAAAAUGCAGCCUUCUUUCAAAUCCUCAUCUCCUUCUACAUCCAGAGUGAGUUCCAUGAGCAUGGGGCGUACUUGGUGGACAGUCUGUGGGGUGUGGCAGGAUCUGUGCUGAGAGACUGGGACACCAUGACGGCAUUGUUGCUACAGGAGGCUGGUCUGAUGUACGAGGAGGAGGGGGUUCUCAUCGAGCUGAUGAUGUGUGCCAUCAGACAGGCAGCAGAGGCGACCCCACCUGUUGGGAGAACUCAGGGCAAGAAGAUCCUGAGCAUGAAGGAUAAGAAGGUCCAGGAACAAGAGAAGAGACGUAUCACCUCACACUUCAUCCCAUUACUGCCACAGCUACUGGCCAAGGUACACAGCCAAGGUUCACCUAACACCAUUUCAGUUUUAUACGUUUAUACAAAGGUACUCAGCAGUGCUCCGCGACUGGAGAAGCAUCUGGACCUGCUAUUGUCUCAGGUGUGUGGUAUUGUGGAGAAGCACACAGAGACCACCGUGCUGGAGGCUUGCGCCCGCCUGGUCUGCACCCUUUGCUCAGACAGCUACACCUUCUCCUCCCGUGCACACCUGGCAUUCAGCCAGCUGCUGGACCGCCUGACUGAGUGCUUCGGCACCUACUUAAGUGACCUGCUGCAGGGUACUGCAGAUGAAGAUGACGUGUACAAUGCAGCCACUGCUUUGAAAAGGAUUGCAGCCCUGAGCAGUGCCAAAGACCCGACAAGCUGGAAGCUGUUUGACUCCUGUGUUGAGCUUCUGAAGAGCAGGAUGGAGUCCAGAGAGCUUGACAAGGAGCUCAUGGUGUCGGCUCUGAAGUGUGCUGCUUUCUACCUGAUGUGGGCUAAAGUGAAUGCAGUCAACUCCACACCAGCUGAGGGGGAGUUGAACAGUCUGAAGAGGGAGGUGCGUUCGUUCUGCAGGGUCUGUCAGACGUGUUUGUCUGUGAACCAGGCUGAGAUCAGAGAUCAGGCAUUUGAGCUGUUGUGCGACUUGCUGCUCUUGUACAGUGCGAGUUCAGUCCGCUCUGAACCCGCCCUCCAAACACUGGUCAACCUGCCGUCUGAUUCCCUGCGCUCGGAGAUGGCUGCUUUCCUCCUGGACUACGUCUUCACUGACCCUGAAGAUACUGAACUCACUGUUGAGGGUGAGGAGGAGAUGAAGAUAACUCUUCUCCAGAGGAAGCGCAACCAGCUGGCUGGUUACUGUAAGCUGGUCAUCUACGGGGUGCUGGACCUCACCGCCGCCACUGACGUCUUCAAGCACUACAGCAAGUACUUCAAAGACUUCGGCGACAUCAUUAAAGAGACCGUAAGCAAGAGCAAGCUCAUCAGUCCUGUGCUGAGCGCCAAGACUGUCUGCCUGAGUCUGCAGCAGCUGUUCUCUGAGAUGCUUACGGAGGACCGCAGCAGGCAGGAUCUGGGUGAGAUCAGAGACUUGGCCAAGAGGCUUGCCAUGAGCUUUGGCAUUGAUCUUCACCGCGUCCGCAAACCUCUGGUGGCCCUGCACAUGAACGGUGUACGUUUUGCAUUUCGGGACCCACGGGAGGGAGAGGAGCAGCACACCAAUAUGGCCUUCCUGGAGAUUCUCAGCGAGUUCAGUUUCAAGCUGCUGCAAAAGGACCGCGCCCAGCUGGCUGCGUUUCUGAAAUCAGAGUGUCCCAGUGCUGCCCUCUCCUGUCCGUCAGUCAGAAUGUAUCUGCGCUCCUUGGAGGUGCGCUCCUCUUCUAAAGCCAGAGAACAGGAGGAGGGAGGUGAUGCUGCUUCCUCACAUGAUACCCCUGUGGCUAAACGCAAGAGGACCACUGCUCAGGGCUCAGCGGCCAGCACAGUCAGAGGAUCCUGGUUGGACAGCAGCAGCAUCCACAGCAGCCUGCACACACCAGCCCUCACCUCCACCGUCCAGAGACAGCCAGCCAAGCAGCCGGCCUCCAGGAAACCCACAGCCGCAGAGUCUGAUAUCGGCAGUGGCUUAACCGAGCCGGAAUCAGAGGAUGAGUUCUCCUCGGGGUCUCACAUGCGAAAGGUGAAGCCCGUCAGACGACACCAGCUCUCCUCCAGCAUGUCUGGCCCCACUGUGGAUCAGCACAACCUGAACUCCCACCUCACCUUACUGUCUCUGAUCGAGGAUGAAGAUGCAGAGAGAGAAGAGCCUCAGAUUGAGGAUUACGAAAGUGACUCUGAGCAAGAAUCUGCAUACACACUGCCUUCCACACGUCACACCCCUGCCAGCAUCCUUGAUGAGCUCUUUGACUGAGGGCACGCAGACGUGAAAUGCCUGGGGAAAAAUGCUUCUUUUUCGUCAGUCUCUUCAACAGUGCUGCGGUUUUAGUGGUUUUGGUACAUUUGAUUUACACUUCUACAUGACCCUUUACUGAGUUCACCUAUUAGAUCGAUUUCAGUCAUUAAUUUUGUUGGAGGGGAGGACAAAGGAAAAAUGAUUAUGCAGUCUGGGGACAAAGUUGUUGGUAUUCACUGUGAGAAUGUUCAUGUUUUAAACACAGUAUGUUGACAAGAAAUGUUUAAGUUCAGUCAGAUCCCUGCGGACUGGCAGCGAGCUAGAAGUCUCUCCUCCUGUGUUCCACUUGUUGAAGUUUCAUAAUGUCAGUCACUGUUUUUGACAGCACUGUUUUUUGUGUAAAACUCCAUAAAUAAUUCUUGUUAAU
Epinephelus fuscoguttatus (brown-marbled grouper) is the source of this 4798-nucleotide messenger RNA. It is a transcript of the gene stag3, whose product is annotated as cohesin subunit SA-2. The record is from RefSeq and is a predicted model, not a curated record. The coding region runs from base 733 to 4389 and encodes 1218 amino acids. Gene Ontology annotation, molecular function: chromatin binding. Gene Ontology annotation, biological process: sister chromatid cohesion. The transcript has 32 exons. Gene Ontology annotation, cellular component: nucleus; chromatin; cohesin complex. Lineage: Eukaryota; Metazoa; Chordata; Actinopteri; Perciformes; Serranidae.